Molecule: messenger RNA, 4955 nt
Organism: Toxorhynchites rutilus septentrionalis
Lineage: Eukaryota; Metazoa; Arthropoda; Insecta; Diptera; Culicidae
Product: calpain-11-like
Exons: 12
Coding region: 2315-4624 (769 amino acids)
Biological process (GO): proteolysis
Cellular component (GO): cytoplasm
Molecular function (GO): calcium-dependent cysteine-type endopeptidase activity
Source: RefSeq, a predicted model, not a curated record
UUUGGCGAGUGAAUACACACGGCGUAGUCGCCCCGGAUUAAGUGCUUCCGCGCGAAAGUUGCCGGGUUUUCACAUGCAGACGAUCGUUUUUUUUUGGGUUUGGUAGCGAAAGGAAAAUAAAAUAAAUAAAUAAAAGGGGCAGAGAAUAUAGAAAACAAAGAGAGCGCGGGUUCGAUCAGCUGGAUUGUUCUUCGGGUCGGCGAAACUGAUACGGUGGAUUUUUGUGUGCGCGGGUGUACGCGAGGUUCUAGCGGAGUUAUUUCGCGGAGUGGAUUCACGGUGUGGUUUCCUUAAUCAGCCGAUGAGAGAAUAGUGUGGAUGGUCGAACGCAGGGCUCGUAAUUUGGAAGAAAGUGCGCCGGCCAUUAAGUGCAGAAACGUUAUGAAAAAAAUAAAAACAAAUCGAAUUAAGUUCGCUGAAUGACUGAUAAACGACUUGUUGUGCUGCAUUAAUGUGUUCCGAGAGCGAGAAAUUGGCAGAAUCUCUCAGAGUGGCUCAGGGGGGGGGAAGAAAGACGAAGAAGUUCUUCAGUGGAUCUGCGAAAGAAGUUCAUAGACUGGACAACGAAACAGUAUUUUGCCGAUAAAACGGGACAAGUACAAGGGGAUUGAAUAAAUAUAUGCCGACUGAGACUGACUGGGUCGACUGACUGAGAUGGGAAACUGCUGCAACUGAGGGUGCAGCAAAAAUAUUGGCUGCAGCUCGAACGCAGUGCUUGCUCGAUGAGCCGCUAUGAAGAUUAAUAAAACCGUGCCGUCCACCGGGACACCGAGAAAAACAAACCGAAUUGAACAAUAAAUAACUUGUUUGGAAUAUUAAAAUGUUUUACUGUUGCUUUUUUUUCGCUGGAGUGAUUGUGUAAUGGUCGUUAUGUGUUUCAAAUAUUAAUUUCGCUAAUUGAGUCGCAAUAGUGUUGUACCCGAGCAACUGUGAGGAUAACGAAGAUUGAAUUUCCGCUGUGGCUUUGUGGGAAUACGCCAUACGGAGCGCCAUCGGAAUCUAACCCAUUAGGGCAGCGCUAUCGAAGAGGGCCACUUCGUGAGGCAGGAACAGUGUUGACCGACCGUAUCUGCCAUCUGGUUUGUUGCUUCGCCGCAUAAAACUGGAAGCUUAGGAAGCGAACGGUAAUGGAGAAGAAUUAGUGCUGCAGCUGGUGAAGCAGAAGCAGAAGCAGUAGUAGUAGAAGAAGAAGAUAAUCUCGCGAUUUAACGACCUUCGAACGUGGGACCCGCGUGGUGUGAACCUUGUUACUAUGUGUCGGUAGAGAAAACAUCAAUUCACAAGCAAUCGGGCGUCAAGGUGAAAAUUUCAGAUGCUUAUCGCGCGAGAGGGCAGGUUUCGGUUCGAGCUGCCUCUGAGCUGAUAUGUUGAGCUGAGAUCGUGCGAAUCGACAUUAAUCACGUGACGCCAACCGACCGCUGCUGAGAGUAAGUAUGCAGCGGAGAUGACUCUCGCUGCGGAAAGCCAACAGACCAACAACGCAGCUUUGCUCCAAAUAAAGUGCAUCCACCGCAUCCACGGCCCGACUGUGCCGGCUGCCGAGGGCUGCGGCCAGCAUAAGGAAUCAAAGUGGUGAUCAUAGUUAGUGGUGGCUGUAAAACACGGUGUGUGGACGUGAAGAGAGGUACACUUAUUGGAAAAGCGAAAAUCGCCCCGACGUUGUUUGAAAAUAAAUGUUUGUCGGAAUUGAACAAUCUCAGCGAAAACAACGCGACGGAGCGACGCGUAAGUGAAAAUAAAGCAAUAAAGCAAGCAAACAAGAGCCCGAGCGGAAAUGGUUCUUUUCUGUCUGGCGGUGAAGACCGAAUGCUGAUAUGAGUGCAGUGAUUAGUGGAGGUACGAACUGGGCCGGUGCGGAGAGUUCCCACACUAACCUCGCGAAAGUAGUUUCCAGAUCAAGAUGAGCUCCUCGUGAGUGAGUAAGUCCGACGGUGAUACGAAUGGGAAUGGGAAAACUUGAAGCCCUUGAGCCAACCCAGAAACCGAAUUGUAGUUGCGUGUGUCAUCGCGGUGAAAAAUCGUCGAUGCGUUGGAGGAGGUGUUUCUGCUUCCGCGAGAUAACUGGACUGGAAAACGACACAAAGUACCAAUUCGGAGGGAGGCGCGGCAGCGUGAAGUUAAAUAUUUGAGAGAUUUUGUUUCGUAAUUUGUACGUGAAGCUUGCAAGUGAUAGCACGAGGUGAAAAAAGUGGAAAAAUAGUUCGUGAAGAAGGGCGCCCAAAGAUGCCUGCUGGAUAUCGACCAAAUGGGAUAAUUCAUCCCACUAAUGGCCAUAUAAAUCUACGUUGAGAGGCGGAACAAGUCCGAGCAAAAUAUGUCAACAUGUAAAGAAGCAUUUAAGCGGGAGGGAGCUCUACCCCUCGGCAUUAAGCAUUUUUCCGGCCGGAGAAUGAUCAGCCUAUGUGAAUUUUCCGCCUACGACAAUAAAGGAUUCCAAAGCAAUGGCGUACCAAAAGUUCGCUCCUGGAUCAACGGCACUGACCUCCAGUCAACUCUCUCGAGACCCCGUUCGGCAGAGGUUGUGACCGCCAAUGGAGUCAACGGAACCAUACCAAACGGUCGUGCCCACAACGGUGUCAACGGGGUCAAUGGGAUGAAUGGGGUGGUAACCCGAGGACCCGGGGGUCUCCACGAGGACCUUGAAUUCCCACCAACGACCCGAACUCUAUCCAAAAAGAAACAGAUAGUCUGGAUGCGGCCACAUGAUAUUUGUACGAGGCCACAGUUUCGUUUGUCCCCACCAGGAACACCACUUACGGCGCGGGAACUGCCCGAACCGGUGGGACCAGGCGAUCCCAGUCUGCUGGCCGCCCUAGGAUGCCUAUCACAAUUGCCAAGACUGCUGGAACGAGUCGUCCCACCGGAACAGACAUUCGAUACGUCGAAUGGUUACUGUGGAAUGUUCAAAUUCCGCUUCUGGCAGUGGGGCAAAUGGAUCGAGGUACGAGUAGAUGACCGCUUGCCGACACGUGGAGAUCGACCCGCUCACAUGCACUGCUCCCAACCGGAUGUCUUCUGGGCGGCGCUGUUGGAAAAAGCUUAUGCCAAAUUAUACGGAGGAUACGCCUUCCUCAAGUUCGGAACGGUGGGCCGUGCGUUACAAGACCUCACCGGAGCUGUGGUUCAAAGUGUCCCACCGAGCGGACCACUGCUAGGAGGAGCCGUGCCAAGAUCAACCUUAUUAGUAGCGAUAAGUGGAGUGGAAAAGGAAACCAAACGACGUCGAUCGGGAUUGCUGUCGGAGCACCCGUACAGCGUUACCGGACUAGCCAGAGUGCGUGCAAAUUCAUCGGACUCAUCGCAAGCAAGCGGUCAAUCAGGGGACACCAGCCUGAUCAGACUACGGAGUCCCUGGAUCGGAGGCGAAUGGGGUGGUGUAUGGUGUGGUGCUUGGUCCGAACGCAGCUGGGAGUGGAACGCACUGAACGAGCGGGAUCGAGAGCUCCUGUCGUCUAGAUCUUCAAACGACUGCGAGUUUUGGAUGUCAGUCAACGAAUUUCUCUCAAGGUUUGUCGUUAUCUGGUUGGCCCAUAUUGGACCGGAUGAUUGGGCACUGGAGCCAGGACUACACACGCGAACACCCUGGAGAGCCGCACUGGCGGUACGACAAUGGCGAGCCGGAUUCAACGCAGGAGGCCCGCACAAAUUCAUUGAAACGACCGCCACAAAUCCUCAGUUUAGAAUACGGGUGCCGACGGGACACCCAGCGAAGGCACAUGUAGUUGUGGCAGUGGCACAGAAGUACGAGUGCUAUCGAAGCAGAAACUACGAGGACGAUGAGAUUGGUUUUACGAUAUAUGAAGUCCCGCCGGGAAUGCAACGAGUCACCCCUCAAUAUGUUAGCGAACAGAUGCCACUGGAUUUUGCUCCUUUAUCUAACCUGAGAGAAAUUGCGACUUUCUUCGCGCUGCCCGCUGGAGACUUCGUAGUGAUGCCACACGCCCAACAGCAUAGAGAAGGCCGCUUCCUGCUACGAAUCUUCGCCGAUCAGCAUACUGACGUUUGGGAGGUCAACGAGGAGAACCUGGUGAUUCACAACAUUGCGGCCGAGUUUUGUGAUGAAAGAACCAUAGAUUCUAGAAUACUGUAUAAGUUGCGUACGAGAUACCCUCACGAGAUAGACUCUCCCCAACUGCAAGCAAUCCUCAAAGCACAUGGCGGCAACAAUCGCGGAUUUCGGGGCUUAGGUGGGAUCAAUUGUGGACCUUCGCUGGAACUGUGUCGAGGAAUGUUGGCCUUGAGAGAUCCCGCACUUGGGGGACGAUUAUCCAUCGAGCACGUACCCGCGCUGAUUGGAUUGAUGCGUUUCUGGAAGGCCGCCUUUCGACGCUGUGGACCAUCAUCGUCAGGAACGGCGACACUCAGCCGUGGGAUAUGGGCGUCCAAAGUUUCUUCGUACUGUUUACGGGGACUUCUGUGGGCCGGAGGUGCCACCGCUAGCAAUAAAGUACUGGAAGCGCUGGUUAGCAGGUUCACACGCAACAGACAGAUCACCCUCGAGGGAUAUUUGCUGUCGAUGGCCAGGCUUCAUCUCGCCCAUGAGCGCUAUCAUAGUCUGGAUGCCAAAGCAAAAGCAAGUCCACUGUCAUUGGAAGAGAUGAUUCUGAUGACUAUCUAUUCUUGAGGGACAUCGGAUCCUAAAUAAGUGGAAAAAAACGGAAGAGAACCAAAGACAACCUUAACGAUUAUGGCAAAAUCUGUGACAGAAACAGAAUGCAAUAAAAAUUCUAAGGAAUUUAAAAAUAAUUUAGAAUGUUACUAAUUUAGGGAACGAAUAAGCACUGUAACGCUGAUCAAAAAAGUAUUAUGAAACUGACAUGUUUAAAACAAAUAAAUAAUAGUAAUUUAUACAAGUCUAGAAUACAAGCAAGCAUACAUGAGUUAACAUUUUUGUAGCAAGAGUAUAAUAUAUCGGUAGGAAUUGAAUUGUUGACAUUGAAAAUAAACGUUAUUUA